CACAAGGGGCGGUCACGAGGUUUCCUCAAUCACAUGAUAAGAAAAUGGCGGCGCGCUGGCUGUGUGCUUGCUGCUAUCUGUUCGCCUUUUUUAAGUAUGCUACGUUACAGAAUCUUCAGCUUCCUCUUGUCAUAAAUACGUGGCCUUUUACAAAUGCAACAGCGAGUGCAUGGAAGGUGAUCGGAAAUGAGGGAGGCAGCAACCUUGAUGCAAUUGUGGCAGGCUGCAGGGAGUGUCAGACCCAGCGCUGUGAUGGAAGUGUUGGAUAUGGAGGCAGCCCUGAUGAGUAUGAGACAACACUUGACGCCAUGAUUAUGGAUGGAAGAACAUAUGAAGUGGGCUCAGUGGGAAGUCUGCGAAGAGUGAAAGAUGUAAUCGGUGUGGCAAGGGCUGUAAUGGACUAUUCACAGCAUACGCUUUUAGUUGGUGAUGCAGCCACCAGAUUUGCAAUAGAAAUGGGUUUUAAGGAGGAAAAUCUUUCCACCAACUCUUCCCUACAAAUGUGGAAGGACUGGGAAAAUGGACGUUGUCAACCAAACUACAGAAAGAAUGUAUCGCCAGAUCCCAGAAAUAACUGUGGCCCAUAUAAACCAACUUCUCAUAGUCUUAAAAGACAAAAGUCGUCAGAAUUUGUUGGCAAAUACAAUCAUGACACAAUUGGUAUGGUUGUGGUUGACUCAAGAGGAAAUGUGGCAGCAGGCACAUCAACCAAUGGUCUUAAUCAUAAAAUACCUGGCCGAGUGGGAGAUUCUCCUAUCGUUGGUGCGGGCGCCUAUGCAGGCAAUGGCCUGGGUGGUGCAGCGGCUACAGGAGAUGGUGAUAUUAUGAUGAGGUUUUUGCCCAGUUUUAAUGCAGUCAUGAUGUUGGGUCAAGGCAUGACACCAGAUGUUGCAGCACAAAAGGCUAUUGAGCCUAUAGUACGAUAUUACCCAAAUUUUACUGGAGCUAUUAUUGUUGCUGAUACCAAAGGAGCUUUUGGUGCUGCAUGCCAUGGACUGGAUAAAUUUCAUUUUUCCGUUGCUUCACCCUCAACAGGAAAAGUUUUAGUUAUGGAGACUUCCUGUAUAUAAUCAGAGGCAUGAAGUAACUGAAUAUAUUUUAUACACAAACACAGCUGUGAUUUCUGAAAGAAUCUUCAUUUACUACUUCUAGGAUGUCUGCUUUUUUUCUCGUUCUUUAUUGAUCUUGUGUCUUUUCAUUUUCAAUCUUUGACUUCCUCUUACUUUCCCUGACUACCUUACUUUAAAAAUGUCAGCUUUACCAGCAUGCGUAACUGUGCUUUGUAGUCUUCUACAGUCUCACCAAAUAUUUUCACUGAAACACAAGAAACAAUUUAAGUGACUAUAUGCACAUUAAAAUGAAUGUUGUUUUUUUUUUCUCAAGCAUGAAUGUUACAUUUGACUUCAUGUCAAACUGGCCAGUAGACAUUUGCAUUUAUCCCAUUUGACCAAAUGUUUUUCAAAUAUGAAUUAGACUACAAUUGAAACUUGAAAAGAGGUUGUGAGGAGAGAGCAGUCAUGACUUUGUGAGCAUUAACCCAUUGUAAAGCAGUGUCUUAACACAUAACUUUGUUUUAGUAAUGCAAUUUUGGUCCUAUAAUUAUUAUUAUUAAUAAAUUGUUUUAUCACCUAAGUGAUCUGGACAUAGCCCCUCAGAAACAUUAGUAAAGAUAUGUCUAUAUUUUUCAAACUGAUGAUGGAUAGUAACUAUGCAUACACUGUGAUAGAACUUGCUAAAGCCACCACAAAUCCUACCAUUCGUAAUGUCAUACAAACCAGCACUGAACAUGAACAGAUUAACACAUACAUAUUCAGUUUUGAAAUCAAGAAUGUAAGCUGUUCACGAACAAAAAGUUUGCAUGUUGAAAGUUUAUGAAGAAUAUAAAAAUAGUGAUAGGAUUCUCAAGUAUCAAGAAAGCACACUUUAUGAGUUCCAGUAUGGCCACUAGUCUGUUUCAAGUAGAGUGAGCCAGAGUCUAUCCAGUACUUUCAGAUUAGUGGUUAUAAUUCUACAUGAUGUGUGUACAUAGGGUUGAGCAGGAAUUUCAAACACAUACAAGUUUUGCUAUAAAUGAGGUGUAAAUGUGGAUAAAGGGAUGCAACUGCAAUAAUAAUGCACUGUGUCAAAAUUGUAUGUUUUCAGCAUGAAUUUCCAUUCCUUGUGUUCUCAGAUUUCCAGGUGCUGUUUUUUAUUUCUUGGAUGAAACUCAUAAUUCUGAUAUUUUUUGUCUGUACAGUGUGAUCAGCACCUGGUUAUGAUUUAAAUGUGCACAAGAUGUAAGGUCCAUUGUUUUUCACAAAGUGAACUUCAUGGUCAUUCAUCCAGCAAAUACAUAUCAUAAAGUAAAGUAUUUUUUAAACAUUU
This is a messenger RNA of Pomacea canaliculata, 2364 nucleotides long. RefSeq names its product N(4)-(Beta-N-acetylglucosaminyl)-L-asparaginase-like. Gene Ontology annotation, biological process: protein deglycosylation. Gene Ontology annotation, cellular component: lysosome. Lineage: Eukaryota; Metazoa; Mollusca; Gastropoda; Architaenioglossa; Ampullariidae. Gene Ontology annotation, molecular function: N4-(beta-N-acetylglucosaminyl)-L-asparaginase activity. The record is from RefSeq and is a predicted model, not a curated record.